UCGCUCAGUCACACACACACUCACACACGCAUGGUGCUCCCGAUGGGGAAGAGCUAGCGUGGGUUGGCCGAUUCCACUCAUUUGCCAAUUCAUCCCGAACACUAACGCCGCUUCUUACCAUCUGCUCUUCAAGCGGGGUUUUUUUUCGUGUUCCAAAGUAUUUAUUUUUUAACAAGCAUUCAAACUUAUUAUUUUUCAAUUUUAUUUGAAUUGAUUUUGGAUUUUAAAAAACGCACAUUAGCAUGGGGUGCUACCUGAAAAGCGCGUAUUUUCUGGUGCCGGUUGUCGCACUGCAGUUCAUCCUGGCCCCCAGCCCGGUGAUUGCGGCCGGUCGGAAAUGUGGCUACAUCUACAAGGGCUUUGCGGAGUGCCUACUGAGGCUGGGGGACAGCAUGACGGAGAGCAUGCAGCAAGGGGGCGAGGAGCUGCUGGAGAUCGACUCCGUCUGCAGGUCCUGGGAUGAGUUCCACCGCUGUGCAAGCGCGGCUCUGGCAGGCUGCCCUGAAGAGGCGGCUGUGGUGUGGGAGUCUCUGAGGCAGGAGUCCAGGAAGAUGCAGUUCUCUGGGAACCUCUACGACAUGUGCAGCAACCGAGCCAAACCUUCCACCAGCAUGCAGAACCGCAACCAAGAGGAGACCAAUCAGGAGUCCCUGCGGGGCUCCGCCCACCUGCCCGGCCACGCCCACUUCCUGGCGCUCUCGCUGGCCACGCUGGUGGUCAGGAUGUAGCUGUGCUCGCUGGGCUGGUCACCUCGGACCCCGAGCCGCUCUGGACUCCAUAAACACUCCAAGGCAAUUCGUAGCUUCUCUGCUCUGAAGAACACCCAGACUGUGUUCUUUUAUUCAGGAGCCGGGUAACAGACACACCACUUUAUCUGCCAGCCCAGUUUCUUGUUAGAAGAAGUUAGUAGCGGUACAUUAAUGUUGUCCGACACCUUGCUUCUCCUCACCUCCGAGUCCAGAACUCAUUUGAUACCGUCUCUCCUGACCCCCAGACAUACUCCACACACGACAAAAAAAUACCAGCUCUUUUUACAUCUUUAUAAUUACAAAGGGCUGUCAAAACAAAAGCUGAUUCAUGAUUAUAUGUGGGUUUAUUAGGGUCAAGGGAGAACGGGGCUGACUUUUCCACUUCAUUUUACACCUUGGUGAGAAAUGAAAGUGAAAUUGUCUGUUUACAAUCCCAAACACUGGGUAUAAAAGGCAUCCUUUAUCAUAUGGUCCUCAAGGGCACUACAAUGGCAAUGCAAUGGUUCAGUGGUGGCACAAAGGGCACUGGUGGUAAGAGUCAUUGAUAGCACACGUUAUUUUGAAAUACUAAGUGGUACUGCAUUGUUUCUAGCCACCCCUGGUUAUAACAGUUGGUCCAGACAGCAUCUUAAAGCAAUCUUGAUAGACAGGGGGGGUCUAUGAUGUGGGGAGGAGGUUGAGGUGAAAGUGUUGAAAGAUCGCAAUAUCACACGAUUUCUCAAGUCAAGGAAGUAAAGAUUAAAAUGGAUAUGCCACACAGGACGGCAGCCAGAUAGAGUGAGCUUCAGAGGAAACCAACACAGAUCUCAGUCUGAGAGAAACAGAACUCAGGAACAUUCAGAAUGGCGGCGCACCUUGUAAUGUAAAUCAGGUGUAAGGGAAGGGGUACAAAAUAUAUAUUUAAAUGGAGUUUCUAGGUAAGUACUUUAAAUAUAUAAAAUACAAAUAUUUAUUUUUGGAUGGAAUGGUUUUUCUUAGCUACACUGAUAGAUUUUGUAGGUGCCUUUGGGGAUGUAAAUGUAAGGUUUGCAUAAUGUUUACCCAGCACAACGUAUAUCACAUUUAACGUGGGUUACAUCAUCAUCAUCAUCAUCAUCAUCAUCAUAAUAACUACAUUACCUGUCCAGGGGCAUAAAUAGUGCGCUAUCAAAGCGCUGGCACUGAAACUAGCCGCUGUUUUGUUUUUUUUAAUUAUUAUUCUUGAGCAAAACACCUGUGCAGUACCUGUGGCUUCAAAAUGUAACUGAAGAGGACAAACAUGCGAGGAAACAUCCCAAAUUAUAUUUCUGAUAUCACCAUUAUUUUUUUUUUUUUGGUAUCAGUUGUUUGUAUGUCAAUAUUAAAAGAAAUGUUUUUUUUUAUGAAAUAUGUAUAUAAAAUAUCGCUUUGUUUAUCAGUUAUAUCAUUUAUAUAUUGUGUGUUUUGCAAGCAUGCAGUGGUACGAAAAUAAGUAUUCAUAAAACGUCUUAGCUUUAAUUGUUGUUUGUUUAUGUUGCAGUUCCAGAUUUGCAGAAGUGCAGGAGUGAAAGCUUUGGACUGGCAGUAUAUUAGUAAAUCUACACACAUACAUAUAUCUAGAAUUCAAUCGAUUUCUUUAUCUAUAGCUCUAUAUUGUAUCACACUCCGUCUUAGUCAAAACACAGUGGGGAAAAAAGGCUGAAGACAGAUAAUACAUUCUGUAAAAACUCAAUUUUUCAAGGAGUGCAUGUCUAAACAAGGCCGACGGCAAGGGUGCUGUAGGAAGAGAGAUCCAUCGAUCCUGUGUUAGGUUUGCACCCUCAAACACAGGCUAAACGCUAAAUGUGAUUAUACAUCUUAUAGCCUGAAAGCUGGCUGCACUUUAAGAGAUUAUCUUUGUUGGUGAUUUGUGACUGCAGGCAUGUUGUGCAGUGUGCAGCCUCUUACUGUCAUUGUUGUUGUUAUUAUUUUCAGUACACUAAGCUCUGCGUUUUUUAUUACCAGUUCUGUGUAGUUCCUGCGCUCUUUUGGAAAUGCUGCAGAGGAUUUGACUAGGAAGUGGAGUCGUGGUUUUUAAGAACGCGUAGUGUCACAGAGGAUCGGAGUCUCCAGCAACUGAGCAGGAUACGCAACAUUGUGUCAUUUGUGUUACAAUAAAGUACGACUCACUG
This is a messenger RNA of Acipenser ruthenus (sterlet), 2878 nucleotides long. Its product is annotated as neuritin-like protein. Gene Ontology annotation, cellular component: plasma membrane. The transcript has 3 exons. Bases 243 to 728 code for a protein of 161 amino acids. The record is from RefSeq and is a predicted model, not a curated record. Gene Ontology annotation, biological process: nervous system development; neuron projection extension. NCBI's taxonomy places the organism in Eukaryota, Metazoa, Chordata, Actinopteri, Acipenseriformes, Acipenseridae.